Molecule: messenger RNA, 3966 nt
Organism: Cygnus olor (mute swan)
Lineage: Eukaryota; Metazoa; Chordata; Aves; Anseriformes; Anatidae
Gene: ABCB9
Product: ATP binding cassette subfamily B member 9
Exons: 12
Coding region: 166-2550 (794 amino acids)
Biological process (GO): peptide transport; transmembrane transport
Cellular component (GO): lysosomal membrane
Molecular function (GO): ABC-type oligopeptide transporter activity; ATP binding; ATP hydrolysis activity
Source: RefSeq, a predicted model, not a curated record
GGGGAGGUGGGCGUGGCUUGUUGGGAUAAGCCCCGCCCACCCGCGACCUUCUCCCGCAGCGGGCGCGCCGGCGCCGGAGCCGCCGCAGAGGACACCGUGGCCAUGUCCUCCCUGCACUAGGACCGUCCCCCCACCGCCUCGGUGGCUCCCAGCCCGGCCGGGAGGAUGCGUGCCUGGAAGGCGGUGGCCAGCACGCUGGCGCUGAGCGGGGCCGAUGUGGCGGUCACCACGCUGCUCUACGCCCACGGCCGGGGCGGCCGGGACAUCCUGCAGGACCUGCGGCACUUCAACAUCUUCAACUCGCUGCUGGACGUCUGGGGGGGCUGCCUCUACCGCAGCUGCGUGCUGCUGGGGGCUGCCAUCGGGGUCGCCACCAACACGGCCUAUGGCCCACGGCGCCUCAGGGCCUCACGGACCUUCAUCGCCGUCGUCUGCCUCCUCAUGGGCAUCUACAUGAUGGUGAAGCUGCUGCUCUACUCGGAGGUGCGCAGGACCAUCAAGGAUCCCUGGUUCUGGGGGCUCUUUGCCUGGACCUACGUGGCGUUGGCAGCCACCUUCGGGCUGUGGCAGCUGCUGGCCUGCGUGACGUCCUCCCGCGAGGCGCUGGGGCCCAGCUCCGAGUCCCGCACCGAGGCAGAGGAGAGCUGCGACGCCCCGCGGGACAAGCGGGAGGAGGCGGCGGGUCCCACCAUCCACAAGCUGCUGUCGUACACCAAGCCGGACGCCUUCUUCCUGGGCAUCGCCUCCUUCUUCCUCCUCGUGGCCGCGCUGGGAGAGACCUUCCUGCCCUACUACACAGGGCUGGCCAUCGACGGCAUCGUGGUGCAGAAGAGCAUGGACCGCUUCUCCACGGCGGUGCUGGUCAUGUCACUGCUCGCCAUAGGAAGCUCAUUUGCCGCAGGUAUCCGGGGCGGCGUUUUUACGCUCAUAUUUGCAAGGCUGAACAUCCGCCUCCGCAACUGCCUCUUCAGGUCGCUGGUGUCCCAAGAGAUGAGUUUCUUUGAUGAGAAUCGCACAGGGGACGUCAUCUCCCGCCUGACGUCGGACACGACCAUCGUGAGCGACCUGGUCUCCCAGAACAUCAACAUCUUCCUGCGCAACGUCGUGAAGGCCACGGGGGUGAUCUUCUUCAUGUUCAGCCUCUCGUGGAAGCUCUCGCUCGUCACCUUCAUGGGCUUCCCCAUCAUCAUGCUGGUGUCCGACGUCUACGGCAAGUACUACAAGAAACUCUCCAAGGACGUGCAGAAUGCCCUGGCCAAGGCCAACAACACUGCUGAGGAGACCAUCUCUGCCAUGAAGACCGUCCGCAGCUUUGCAAACGAGGAGGCAGAGGCCAACGUGUACUGGCAGAAGCUGCAGCAGGUGUACAAACUGAACAAGCGUGAGGCCCUGGCUUACACCUACUACGUGUGGUCCAGCGGGCUGACCCUCCUGGUGGUCCAGGUCAGCAUCCUUUACUACGGCGGGCACCUCGUGAUCUCUGGGCAAAUGACAAGCGGAAACCUGAUAUCCUUCAUCAUUUAUGAGUUUGUCUUGGGAGACUGCAUGGAGUCCGUGGGCUCUGUCUACAGUGGCCUGAUGCAAGGAGUGGGAGCUGCUGAGAAGGUGUUCGAGUUUAUCGAUCGCAAGCCAACGAUGGUGAACGACGGGUCGCUGGCCCCAGACCACGUGGAUGGGAAGGUGGAGUUCAGAAACGUGACAUUUUCCUACCGCACUCGCUCCGCCACGCAGGUCCUCCAGGACGUGUCCUUCACCCUGCACCCCGGCAAAGUGACGGCGCUGGUGGGCCCAUCAGGCAGCGGGAAGAGCUCCUGCGUCAACAUCCUGGAGAACUUCUACCCUCUGCAAGAAGGGCAGGUGCUGCUCGACGGGCAUCCCAUUAACAUGUACGAUCACAAGUACCUGCACUCAGUGAUCUCCUUGGUGAGCCAAGAGCCAGUGCUGUUUGCUCGCUCCAUUGCUGAUAAUAUUUCCUACGGCUUAGCUUCGGCCUCCUUCGAGUCGGUUGUUCAGGCUGCCCAGAAGGCUAACGCACAUGCCUUCAUCACGGAGCUACAGGACGGCUACCACACAGAAGCAGGCGAAAAAGGAGCUCAGCUGUCGGGUGGCCAGAAGCAGAGAGUGGCUAUUGCCAGGGCCUUGAUCCGAACCCCCCCCAUCCUAAUCCUGGACGAAGCCACGAGCGCGCUGGACGCAGAGAGCGAACACGCGAUUCAGCAGGCGAUUUACGGCGACUUGCAGAACCACACAGUGCUCGUCAUAGCUCACAGGCUGAGCACUGUGGAGAAGGCACACAACAUCAUUGUGCUGGACAAGGGCCGCGUGGUGCAGCAGGGCUCGCACAAGGAGCUGAUGGAAGAAGGAGGUCUUUAUUCCAAGCUGGUGCAGAGACAGAUCCUGGGGCUCGAGGCAGGCGGCACGGGCGGCCACCAACCCGAAGCCCGGGGAGAUUCAGCGAAGGCACCCAGCGGGCUGGAGGAAGAGUUCAGGAUAGACCAUUCCCUCCCGGCCGCGGUGCAGGACGAUUAUAACAACACAGCUCACAAGUGAGAGCGGCGAGGGCUGGCGCUCGAGACGCUUGCUGGGAUGCCGAGGCAGAAGGCAGCUUGCCAACAGGCCGGCACGCCGCACAAUGCUGCCCGCUCGUCCGUCCCGCGUGCACCAUGCACCCGUGCACACAAAACCACGCACUUAUAGAGCUUCCUGCAGUACAGCCCGGUGGGCGGACGCCUGCUGGUUAAACAGGGAAACCGAUUGGGGAGUUGGGUCUUUAGCAAUUCUCAGCAUUUCUACCGGGUUUCUUUUCUUACUACCAGUAAUUCCUCUCGACUGGGACUUUUCUCCCAUUGAUAUGCAUGUGUAACUGCUAUUAACUGUACUGGAUGUUAAAUGCAUGCAUGGAGGGGAAGGUUGAAAACCCCUCCAGGAAUUUCAGGGGGUGGCUUUCUUGGCUGGGUAGAAAAGCAGCGACUGUAAAACAAGGUCCUGCUCCUGCUGUCAAUCUAUGGGGUCAGUCCAAAGUCUGCUGAAGUCUGUAGGGAGCUCCCUUCGGCUUCGGUGAAAAUGGGAUCACUUCCAUGGCGCUGAAUGCUGGGAGAGUUUUGCACUGAGUGCCUGCAGGCUCAGGCUCACAACCAUUGCUGCUGAGCUUGUUUCAUGUAGUAAUCAUCCUUCCUGGAAUGAGCCAGGGGACCAGGAGGCAGGUGUUGCUUUCAGAUUUACUCUUGGUGCUUGGUGGGUGUUUGGUUUUCUUUUUAAGGACGAAGAGUUUUACCAUAAUUGGGUUAGGGAUUUUUUUAAUUAUUAUAUUUCUGUGUGCACUGUACAAUGUCUGUCUGGCUCCAGUGUCCACUGAAAUUCAGUCUGUUAUUUCAGUAUUUUUUUAAACUCACAACCCCGGUGCUGGUUUGAAAAAACACUACUAAAGACAGGCAUAAAAUACUAAAAGACAGCACUUUAUAAAACCCACCAAAGCUUUGUUCAGCUUCAGGCAAUGCAAGUGAUUUCACUGCAUGGGAAAUCCGUACAGUCACUUUCCUGGAAGUCAAACUUCCGCUGCCUGAACUGUGAAAUGUGUUUCUUUGAGUACUAUUUAUUAACUUUUAGUAAGAGGGAAAGAAAGAUGUUGCUCCUAGUCCUUUUGUGUGAUGGCUCUGGCUUAGUAGUGUUAUGCUGCCAUAGAUUGGUGAAGAAACCUAUGCAGCCAGGCAGAUGCUAUUGAAAAAUAGCACUGGCUUUUAUGUGGGAAAGAUUGACUCAGACUGUGCAUAGUUAAGAAAUGAUCUCAAGCACUUUAGCUCUCAUGUUUUUCAAUAUUUGAAUGCUGCUGUGUUUUACUUUUUGGCAGUUUUGCAGUUUUGUUGUUGGCACUGUUUUGUUUUCGUUCAGUGAUGUUUUACAAACUCUUUAGUGUCCUUGAGGAGGGAUGCUCAAAAAAAAAAAUAAAAUACUACCUCUGCCACUCAA